Messenger RNA from Toxotes jaculatrix (banded archerfish), 2956 nucleotides. It is a transcript of the gene eefsec, whose product is annotated as eukaryotic elongation factor, selenocysteine-tRNA-specific. NCBI's taxonomy places the organism in Eukaryota, Metazoa, Chordata, Actinopteri, Toxotidae. The transcript has 7 exons. The record is from RefSeq and is a predicted model, not a curated record. Bases 500 to 2260 code for a protein of 586 amino acids. Gene Ontology annotation, molecular function: GTP binding; translation elongation factor activity; GTPase activity. Gene Ontology annotation, biological process: selenocysteine incorporation.
CCCUCAAAGGUUACAUUUCCGUUUGUGUUUCAGCUGCUUUGUCGUAGUAGAAACUACGAGAAACUUGACAGUGAGUAGAAAAGAGUUGCAAAGAAGUACAUAAGAUAGAGGUUUUUCAUCGCCAUUUAACGUUUUGCAAAUAAUUUUUAAUCAAAGAGCCAUUAGUGGCAGACCAAGUUCCUCUUUUUUUGUUAGUGACUGAAAAAACGUUCCGUUUUAGCAUGUUGGCCUGAGGAUAGAGCGACUGACCACAGGGAAGUAGUUUCUCCCAACUGUUGAAGCCAAAGUAAAGUCCUAUUUAUAGCUAAGUAUAUUUUAUAAGCACAAAGUAAUUAAAAUAGCGUGUUGCUCGAUGUGUUUCGGUUUUAAUUAACCAGUGCCAACGAAGGAAAUGCUAGCGGACAGCUAGCAGCACUGCCUGACGAGCUGAGUCCAAGGUUCAGGUGAGAGUUAAGUAAAACACGUUACGCCAGAUAACGAUACUCUAGGCUGGGGUAAAAUGACCGAGUCUGGUGGUGACAGCCGCGCCAAAACGUUAAAUUUCAACGUUGGAGUGCUCGGACAUGUCGACAGCGGGAAGACGUCGCUGGCCAGGGCGCUGAGCAGCACAGCCUCCACGGCUGCCUUCGACAAGAACCCGCAAUCCCGUGAGAGGGGCAUCACGCUGGACCUCGGGUUCUCCUCUUUCACGGUGGAUCUACCCGAUCAUCUGCGGGACAGCGGGGGACAGCAGCACUAUGACAGCCUGCAGUUCACGCUUGUUGACUGUCCGGGACACGCCUCUCUCAUCCGGACUAUCAUUGGGGGUGCCCAAAUCAUUGACCUGAUGAUGCUGGUGGUGGACGUGGUGAAGGGGGUGCAGACUCAGACUGCAGAGUGUCUGCUGAUAGGAGAGCUGACUUGCCCUCGCAUGGUGGUUGUCCUGAACAAGAUUGACCUCCUGCCACCCAACAAGAGACAGAGUGCCAUUGAGAAGAUGACCAAGAGACUGCACAAAACACUGGAGAACACCAGAUUUAAGGAAUGUCCAGUUAUUGCUGUGGCAGCGAAGCCUGGGGGCCCAGAGGCUCCUGACACAGAGGAGCCACAGGGAGUGCCAGAGUUAAUAGAGCUUUUAAAGAAACAGACAUACCUCCCUCGGAGAGACCCCGGAGGUGACCUUCUGAUGGCUGUGGAUCAUUGCUUCUCCAUCCGUGGUCAGGGAACAGUCAUGACUGGCACCAUCCUGCAGGGGUCACUGGCCAUCAAUGACACUGUGGAAAUCCCAGCACUGAAGGUAACCAAGAAGAUAAAAUCAGUGCAGAGGUUUAGGAAGCCAGUAUCGGGGGCCAUGCAGGGGGAUCGUGUGGGAGUUUGUGUGACACAGUUUGACCCGAAACUGUUAGAGCGGGGGGUAGUAUGCACCCCAGGGUCCCUGCGCACCCUCUAUGCAGCUGUCAUCUCUGUCAGGAAGAUAGGCUACUUCAAGGGCUCUCUUGCCACCCGUGCCAAGUUCCACAUCACCGUGGGUCAUGAGACAGUUAUGGCGAAGGUGACUUUCUUUGGUCUGCCACCCGUGGGUGCCUCUGAGCUCCCCUCUGACACUAAACCACCUCCAUCACUGCCCUGCUCCGUGGAAACACCCUUCACCUUCGACAGGGAGUACUUCUACCAGGACGAAUACAUCACGGGCCAGGGAGAGACGAGUUCAGGACCUGACCCAGAGCAAUGGGCCUUGUUGGAGUUUGAGCGGCCUGUCACAUGUCCCCCACUCUGUCUCGUAAUUGGCUCCAAGCUGGACACAGACAUCCAUGCCAAUGCAUGCCGGUUAGCCUUCCAAGGUCGCCUGUUACAGGGGUUUGAAGAUAAAAGCUAUGCUGAGACUGCCCUGCCUCGUCUGCGCAUCUACAAGACCAAACACAAGGAGGGACAGGUGGAGAGGGUGAGUGAUGAUUACACCGUGAUUGGCCGCAACCUGUUCAAGAAGGAGACCAACCUCCAGCUCUUUGUGGGGCUGAAGGUCACGCUGUCCACAGGCGAGAGUGGCGUUAUCGAAGGUGGGUUUGGACAGAGCGGGAAGUUCAAGAUUCGGAUACAAGAGGGUCUUUGCCCAGAAACCAAGCAGUUGUUAUCCUCCACCUCUAAGAAGAAAGGAAAGGGUGGAAGCAAAGGUGGACCAGCAAAUGAAGAGGAGCCCAAAGCAGACUGUCAGCCUGUUAGCAUUCACUUGCAUUUUAAACGGUAUGUCUUUGAUCCCCAUAAAAAGAUGGUUCAGUCUUGACCUCGGCUGCACUCACGUCAGCCUGACACUGUGUCACAGUGCUGGACACGGGGAGAGACAGCUUCAGAGGUCAUGUAGAGGUGAGGGGAAUACCAGCCUCUGUAUCAGGGUUGCGAUAACUUGGGCCCGGAGACAGUCUGCUGAAAUGCAAUGACUGAGGAAUGCUGAACGCAUGUGAAACAGUGAUUGUUUUAUCUCCCUUUAUGGAGAUGGACUUAAUCCAGUUUGCUCCAUCACAAGGCUAGAAGUUCCUCCUCUUUUCCUGAUGCAUUUGUCUUAAAUAAUCUGAACUUUUUUUUCUUCUUUGUUGAUAAAGUCUGAAUCAAUUCUUUUGAUUAGCAGCAAUCAAUUUUUUUUUCUUUUCUGGAUGUUUCCAAUUUAUUGGCAUAAAUACAUUGGCUAGUGUUAGAGAAAUACUGAAGUCACUGAUUUCCUCAGCUUUGUUCAAAUCUCUCACUGUCAGCAUCUUGCUCUCCAGCUGUGAUAAAGGUCAUGUUAUGUUUCAGGCUGGGAUUCAUUGGCUGCUGCUGUGUGGUUUCGAAAUCAUUUGUCCAUAUUUCAAUAAUUUUUCUUUUCCUUUCAAUUUUUUUAAAUGGCAAGAACUGAAUUUUAGCCAUGAAAAGCAGUUAUAUCAGAGGGUUUUUUAGUUGACUUGAACAGUAAUCCUUGAAAAAUAAAGACAAACUUGUGCUGAAA